Messenger RNA from Trichosurus vulpecula (common brushtail), 10033 nucleotides. RefSeq names its product FYVE and coiled-coil domain autophagy adaptor 1 (gene FYCO1). Gene Ontology annotation, molecular function: metal ion binding. The record is from RefSeq and is a predicted model, not a curated record. The transcript has 18 exons. Lineage: Eukaryota; Metazoa; Chordata; Mammalia; Diprotodontia; Phalangeridae. Gene Ontology annotation, cellular component: autophagosome; late endosome; lysosome. Gene Ontology annotation, biological process: positive regulation of autophagosome maturation; plus-end-directed vesicle transport along microtubule. Bases 212 to 4747 code for a protein of 1511 amino acids.
GGGCGCACCGUGUCAUGGCUGCCUGCGUCGAGGUCCUGCGCUUGUCCAGCCCGUGGACACAAAGUUUCUGAGCAGGGGUGACUGGGGACCUGAACUCCCAUGCCCUGAAAUAGAGUGACCUCCACUAAGCGAACAUGCACAGCUGAAAUGAACUUUUGAUCCUUCUGCUGACUUGGUAGCGAGUUUGGUGGUGUGGGCAGACCUGCUGUUCAUGAUGGCAUCAAGUGCUGAAAGCCAGCUGCAGAGGAUUAUUAGGGAUUUGCAAGAUGCUGUGGUGGAACUAAGCAAGGAAUUUAAGGAUCUCGGGGAGCCAAUUACGGAUGACAGCACCAACUUGCACAAGUUUUCCUACAAGCUUGAGUAUCUUUUACAGUUUGACCAAAAAGAGAAGGCCACUCUCCUAGGGAACAGGAAAGAUUAUUGGGAUUACUUCUGUGACUGUCUGGCUAAGGUGAAAGGAGCCAGUGACGGCAUCCGCUUCGUCAAGUCUAUUUCAGAGCUCCGAACAUCACUUGGAAAGGGGAGGGCAUUCAUUCGCUAUUCUCUAGUGCAUCAGAGACUGGCAGACACCUUGCAGCAAUGUCUCAUGAAUACUAAAGUGACCAGCGACUGGUACUAUGCAAGAAGCCCAUUCCUCAAGCCCAAAAUGAGCUCUGACAUUGUUGGCCAACUGUAUGAGCUCACGGAGGUCCAGUUUGAUCUGGCAUCCAGAGGUUAUGAUUUGGACGCUGGUUGGCCAACGUUUGCGAGGAGGACUCUGGCCUCCCUAGGCUCCUCAGCAUACUUGUGGAAACCCCCAAGUCGGAGUUCAAGUAUGAGUAGUCUGGUGAGCAGCUAUCUUCAGACUCAAGACUUGGCUUCCAGUUUCGAUGUGAACAGCUCCAUGAAUGCAGAGGCCCUGGAAGGGUUUGAUGAAAUGCGUGUAGAGCUGGACCAUUUAGAGAUAAGGGAAAAGGAGCUACAGGAUCGCCUGCAGCAGUUGGAGAGGGAGAACCAGGAGCUGAGGAAGGCCAUGAGCCUCCAGGCAGAGCAGAUGCAGGCAGAGCAGGGGAAGGGAAGAGGCCUGAUGGAGGAGAAUGCCCGGCUGACCCAAAGGGUGACUGAGCUCCAGAAGGAAUGUCUGAUCUCCCAGUCAACUCAGAGCACCCUGCAGGAGCUACAGAAAUGUCUGAAGACGCUGGAGCUGGGCACAGCUGAAAAUAAAAGGGAAUACCACUCGACCCUGCAACAUCUUGAGUCAAAAUUACAGCCCCUGGUACAGCAGCUGGAGAUGGCCUGGGAUGCCAUCACCAUGAAAGACCAGAGCAUCGCUGACCUCCAGGCCAAGCUGGCCAUGGCUGAGCAGAGGGACCUGGAGACCAUGGCAAAAGGAGACACGGUGAUGGAUAUGAGUGGCCAGAAGGCAUCUGAUCAGGUCAGCUUCUCCCAGGACCUUCAGGAUCUAGUAGAAAAGCAAGCAGUUGAGCUGGAGAGACUGAGCAAGGAGUUAAAACAGAAGGAGCAGGCCCAGGGGGAGCUUGAGUCCAAGUUCAACAUUUUGGUCACUAGUUCCCAAGAAGAAAACAGAAAACUGCUCAGUGACCUGGAGGGGUCGGUCAAGGAGACAGAGUCUCUACGAGAAGAACUGUCAUCGAAAGGGAAGGAGAUGACUGAUCUCCAGCUCCAGCUAAAAGAAUCGCUGGCAAGCUCCAAGUCUCUUGAAAAGGAAUUGGAAGAGUUAAGAAAGGAAGAGAGGCUUCAUCAAGACGAGCACAGGCAGGAGAAAGAGCUACUGGAACAGGAGACUAAAUCCCUGACCAAGCAGCUCCAGCUCCUUGAAGCCCAGUUGUCCCAGGCAAACCAGCACGUGAGCAGCCUAGAGGAGCAGCAGAAGCAGCUGCUCGGCGACCGAGACCAUCUCCAUCAGAAGGUGGGGGAGCUGGAAUAUGUCCUUGGGCAGCAGAGCGGGGAGCUCAGUGCUGCCAGGGAGAAGGGCAAGGAGUUGAGCGCGGGGGACUCCUCCCUGCUUCAGGCCAGAAAGAAGCCAGAAGAGCAGCAGCAGGGGCCACAGGAGGCCCCAGCCUCAUUGGAAGUGGGAGUGGCCCUGCUCCAGGGACAGAGCAGCGACGCCCCAGUGUCCACCAGUGAGGAGGAGAAGCUCCAGGCGGGAGACAGAGAGCGGGAUGAGGAGCUUCAGAAUGCCCUCCACCGAAACCAAAUCCUCGAAGACAAGCUCAAGACCCUGCAGGUGGAUUAUGAAGACCUGAGACAGCGCGAGGCAGCCAUCAAGGGCUCCCUGGCUUCCCUGGAAGCAGAGCAGGCCAGCAUCCGCCAUAUUGGGGACCAGAUGGAGAAGAGCCUGCUCGCUGUGAAAAAGGCCAAGGAGACAAUGAAGGCCCAGGUGGCUGAGAAAGAGGCGGCAAUCCAAAACAAGGAAGGUGAGUGCCAGCAGCUGCGGGCAGAGGUGGAGAGGUAUCAGAGGCAAGCCGAGGCCUACGAGGAGGAGAUGAAGGGCCUGAGGAGCACAUGCCAGCAGCAAACACAGCUGAUCCAGGGCCUCAGUUUAGAAAAGGGAGUGAUGGAGAAAAAAGCCCAGCUGGAGCAAAGCAUGGACUGGGAGAGAGGGACCCAAGAGUUGGCUUCCCAUCUGGUGCUGAUGCAAAAGCAGCUGGAGGUCCACCAGGAUGAGGCCAGGAGGUCGCAGGCAGAGGUGGUCGAGCUCCGAACCAAGCUGCAAAGGGCCCUGGAAAGCCAGGAGCAGGCCCAGAACCGGCUGGCCGUGGUGGAGACUCUUCUGGAGGAGAACAGAAGCCUGGUCCAACAGCUGAAGGAGCAGAAUGAGGGCCUCAACAGGACUCACGUGCAAGAGCUGCUCCAGUGCACCGAGAGGGAAGACGUGCUGAGGGAGGAGAAGGACGGAGAGGCCCAACAGAGGGCUGAGCAGGAGAGACAGCUCCGGGAAGAGUUGUCCCAGGCCAAACAGGACGCAGAGCUGGCCCAGCUGGAGCAUGCCGAGGUGCAGGAGCAGCUCUACCGGACCAACACUGACAUGGCUGAACUCGGCAUUCAGGUCUGUGCCCUGACGGCAGAGAAGGCACACGUUGAAGAGAAGCUCGCCCAGGUCUCCCAGAAGCUCGGGGAGGCCGAAGAGAGGGCUUCCAGGGAACGGGAGGGCCUCCAGCGGGAUUUGGAAGGGCUCAGGCAGGAAAGGGACAGCCUGUGGGAGAAACUGCAGGUGGCCCAGGAGAGGGCCCUCACAUUGCCUGACCUGCAAAGCCAGCUGAGCCUGGCCGAGAAGCAAGCCCAGAGUUUGCGGGAGGCUGGUCAGGAAGAGCUCUCCACGGUGAAAUUCCAGAUGAGCACGGAGAUCAUGAACUGCCAAGCCAAGCUCAAGGCAGUGAAUGAAGAAUGUAAAAAUCUAAAGGGUCAGCUGGAAGAAAAAGAUGGGCAGCUGAGGGCAGCUGAAGAGGAGACUGCAAAGCUGAAGGCCAUGGAAUCAGGUUUGGGGAAGGAAUUAGAGCAUUCAACAGAACAACUGGCCAAGUCCCAAGCUGCAGUCAUGGCGAAGGAAGAAGAAGUCGCAGCCCUGAAUGCCAGUUUGGAAAGGAUGCAAAAGGAACUCGAAAAAUCAGAUGCAAAGGUCCAAGAAUAUUGGGAAAAGCUCAACCAGGAGAUGGUAGAUCGAGAAAAAAAUGAGCAGCAGAUGCUAGCUAAUUUGGAUGAUUUGAACAAAACCAAGAAAUACCUUGAAGAACGACUAAUAGAACUUCUCAGGGACAAAGAUGCUCUUUGGCAAAAAUCUGAUGCCCUAGAAUUCCAACAGAAACUGAGUGCAGAAGAAAGAUGGCUUGGAGACACAGAGGUGAAUCACUGCUUGGACUGUAAGAGGGAGUUUAGCUGGAUGACGCGGCGGCACCACUGCAGGAUAUGUGGUCGCAUCUUCUGUUAUUACUGCUGUAACAAUUACAUCAUGACCAAGCACAGCGGCAAGAAGGAGCGCUGCUGCCGGGCCUGCUUCAGGAAGUACACGGAAGGGUCCGGCUCCCCGGACAGCUCUGGCUCAGCAGCCUCCCAGGGCGAGCUCCUCUCCUCUCCAUCCAAGUCAGCAGGCGACCUGGCUGCCGGAGUCAGAGUGGCAUCUCCAGACUCGCGACCCCCAGAUGAUGCUGUGUUUGACAUCAUCACCGAUGAGGAAUUGUGCCAGAUCCAGGAAUCUGGCUCCCUCCCCGAAACACCCACGGAAGGGGAUUCGCUUGACCAAAGCGUGGCUGAACAGGACAGCAUAUCCAACUCUUUGACGCCCGAUGGCUCUGAAGACAUGCCAAUGGGUCAGGAUGCAGAAAUCUGCUUGCUGAAGUCUGGAGAGCUGAUGAUAAAAUUACCCCUCACUGUAGAUGAGAUCUUAAAUUUUGGGGAAAGCAACAGAGAGCUAUUUGUCAGAUCCAGCACCUACAGCAUCAUCCCGAUCACUGUGACCGAGACCGGCCUCACCAUCAGCUGGGUCUUCUCCUCCGAUCCCAAAAGCAUAUCGUUCAGUGUUGUCUUCCAAGAGUCUGAGCAUGCUGCCCUGGAUCAGUGUAAGGUUCUAAUUCCCAUGACCCGUUGCAAUUCCCACCGGGAAAACAUCAAAGGCCAGCUGAAGGUCAGGAACCCAGGGAUUUAUAUCCUGAUAUUUGACAACACCUUCUCAAGGUUCAUCUCCAAAAAAGUCUUUUAUCACCUGACAGUUGACUGGCCUGUGACCUACGAUGGGACCGAUUUCCCAUAGAUUCAAACCCCCAACAUCUUAAUCGCUUCACUUUAUCCACGGGAAACACUACUCUUAUUUACAUAUCACAUAAACACUAAAGAAAAGAAAGCCUGGCAGCCCUCGAACUGCACAAUUUUAAAGAUGGAGCAUCUUGGGCAUGCUCCCUGAAGCCUCCUCUGCUCUGUACCAUGUACAGAUGGCUGUUGGCUUAUGCAGCUCCCUACAGCCCAGGGAUUUAUCUCUUCUAAUAUUUAAGGACCUCAGUCACGGCCUCUUGGGGACUUAAGAUUAACAACUAAGGAACGUGAAUUCUCCAGAGGGAUUCACUUGAGUUUGCAAUACUUGGAUACUUAAAAGAGAUUGUCUCUUCUCUGGGCAGCUGUUUUUUAUACCUGCUGUUGUUUAUACCCAAGAAACCAGGAGGGCUUCUGUUUUAAAAAGCCGGGAUGGGGGAGAAGACCUGAGGGGAUGGGGAGGGGAAUGGGUGAAUCAUCCAAACCAUUGGAGGGUGUUGAAGAGAGACACCCUGCCUGUGGCAAUGAUCAUCCUCGGCAUGAUGCUGUCGGUAGGUUGGUAUCUCUUUUCUAGCUCCUUUUAAACACCAGCUAAUCCUCAAGGAAAUAAAUCAUGCAAGGCAGUCAUCGAAAUGAUUGCUGUGAGAUAGGAAAGUCAGUUCAAUUCAGCACCCAUUUAUUAAACACCAGCUAUGGGCAAGGUUUGUUGAGUACAGAGACCACAAAGACAAAGGGAAACCGUAACUGCCUUCGAGGAGCUUCCAAUCAGAUGUUCACAUGGAGACUGUGAAAGGUGAGACUUUGAAAUGCUCCGUCUUCAACCUGGUCACGUUCCUUUCUCCUUCUCAUUGUCCCCCCAGAUUGGGGGCUUCUCAGAAGCUCAGCUUAAACCCUGAGGGACCUGUGCCUGCUGCCCUCCUUCCCAGGCCUCUCUCUAAUUAUGUCUGGUCUCAAAUAACCCAGUAAUUGCACAAUUGGCCUUUGAGUCUCAGCCUUCUAAACAGAUGGGCAGGUAGAGUCACCCCAUCAUGGAUGUGGUCACAGACCUAAGUGUUGACAAGCAGAUGAUCAGAUUGUCUGACCCAGAGUCCCAAUCAGCUGUUCUCACAUAAACACGUGCCUGCUGAUAUCUGUGAUGGCAGAGAAAAAAGAACAAAGUCUUGCGUUUAUUUGACAUUAUGCAUCUCUCCUUCUGCCUAGUGUUUUUAGAGGGCCCAAGAAGACCUUUUGCCUUAAGUAGAGGCUUUGGCACCAAAAUAUUUUAUUUUUAACUGAAACUGACUCCCUGGUACUAAAUGAAAAUAUGUUUGUGGAAAUACAAACACAUUUUCAUUUACUGAUGGCUAUAACCAAAGCAUAGUUCUGAUUCCAAAAGCAAUCAUUUUUAAAGAGUAUUUCUUUGAGAACAGAAGUAUAAGCAUUAGUAUAGUUCAUGUGUUCACUGCAUUUUUAUUCCUUGAUUUACACUUUAGCCCUGACACAUAUAUGGGGCAUUUACAAAUUUGCAAAGCUACUUUUUUUUCCUUUUGUCCCUAUCUCAUGCCUUUUAAAGAACUCUUCCCUCAUACCACAGACUUCUCUCUCCUUGAGGAGAAUUAUUGUAUCUUUUCCAUAUGAUACUGUGGCCUCUUCCCAAACACUGGGCACCAUCUUUGCUUAUGUCCUUUUCUACCUAUACUUCCUGAACUGCCUUUUCCAAGGUCAGUUGUUGUCCCUCAGACUUCAGGUGCUUCCUGAGACGUGGUGCUCCUAAAGGAAGAGAAUGCUAAGGAAGAGAGAAAGUAUUGGAAAGAGUCGUGGACUUGGGGCUCUGAGGACCCACCUUCUGGUUUAGACUCUGCUACUCACUAGCUGCCAGCCUUGGGCAAGGCACUUCACUCCCAUCUUAUCUGUAAAAUAUAAAUGCAGACUUUGGGCUGGCACACAUUAUACUCAUAAGCAUCAUGGAUCCCUUUGGCUGACUGGCGAAACCUAUGGAUCUCUUCUCAGAAUGAUUUUUAAAGCCAAAAAGUAAAAUACACAGGAUUACAAAGGAAACCAGUUGUAUUGAGUUAUCAAAAUAUUAAUCAAGUUCAUGGAUCUCAGGUGCUAAAUGAUCUAGAUCUCUUUCAGUUCUGAUAUUCUGUGAUGCUAAGAACAGGUGAGAAGGACAAGUGUUGGUAGGUCCAGCACAUGCUACAAGGACCGCUAUGAUACCAACAACUAGGAACCUUGUUUGGGGCAAAGAGAUGAAGAAAAAAUAUGUUGAGAGGAAGGGCCUUGUAUAUAAAGGGAAGCUUCUGAUUUCCAACGGAAGAGUUAGUCAUUUUUAAUCAGUAAAAGGAGAGCAUCAGGAAUGAUCACUGGUGCCUGCCUUCUAUUUAGGAAGCAUCUUAAGUCCCUUGAAUCAAUGUAUGGGAGCAGAAAGCCAAUUGAUUCAUCCUCUCAGCUGGGAAAGGAGUAACAGCGGUGCUCUUCAUUCCAGGGUUUGGGAGAAGAGAGGGGAGAAGGAUGGGGACCUGGGAGAAGGAGUGUGAAAUGGGAACCAAGUUUGGAAAAGCAUCAGCAUGGUGGGGCCCAGCACCAAAUCUGUUGUCAGUGAACAUUCAGCUCCAAAAUCUUAUCAGGAGGAGAAUAUUCAGGGCUGAUGGCAGCUUCUAGUUGCCUGUUUUGGGGACAUUUCAUUACUUCUGUCAGAGGGUGAGAAGAGAAAAAUGGACACUGGAUAGAACUUUCAAACCAGCCCCCAGAAAAGGAUCCUCAGAGAAGGCAUCUGAAACUCUUGGCUCCAAUGGUGAUGUGGGCCAUCCUCCUCCAUUACCAUGAAGAAUCAAGGGUUGGCUGCAUCACUGAGAGAAGUUAAAAAUAGAAAAGUAAACUUUCAGAUAUCUUCAUUUUUCUCUUUGGGGCGACCAGUUUCACCUAGGACACCAGUGCCACUUCAGGACCCUCAGCUGGAUGGCCUGACACCCUAGCUGAUAACAUUGUCUUGAUCAUCAGCAUCACCACCAACAAAUAUUUAUAGAUUUCUACUACACCCAAGGCAUUGGGUUGGGUAUUGGAAUGUCUUUCCAACUGAGAUUCAUUGCAUGUUGCUGUCAUAGACUAUAGCAGGAGGACCUGUUAUAGAUUAAAAAAAGAAUUCAUUGCUUCUUAGGAAGUCAGUCCCAUAAGGAGGUACUUCACUUAGGAUGUAUAGAAUUUUGACUCUUCUCAUAGAUUGGCAAUCAGAUUGAAGACGAAUAGCACUUUAUUGUACUCAAAGGGCUGCCCAGAUCAUGCCAUGGUCAUUUCACUAACUAUAAUUGUAACCGCACAUUUAUUUUUCUGUACUAAACACGUCUUGUGCUUUUAAUGAACCAGUUAUUCAGAGGUUAGCUUUUUUAAUGGAUUCCUAAGAUUGGAAACAUUAACACUAUGCAAUGAGAGCUCUUACAUCUAGGUAUGGCUUUAAACUGUGUUACUUUAGUUUACAGUUAGAUUGCCAGUUUCGCUAGCUGUGGUGGGUUUUAGUUUUUGUUGUAUGAGAGCUGUUGAGUAUUUUAGCUCUGGCUGUGCCCCAUUGACUGAAGAUAACCCAACAGGAAACAUCUGUGGAAUUCCAGAUUGUGAUGUUAAAAGAAGAGCAGCAUUUGAUUGCAAGACAUUCAGGAGAAAGAUAACUUCGUUUGUAGGUCCUGAGUUACUCGGAUAGCCACUGCCCUGAAGCCAUUAGUUAAACUUCACAACUCCAAGAAUCAGGUCAGAUUUAUCCAGUCAUAUUCUGGUAUAAACCAGUUGAUGUUUUUCAUCAUUGAAAAAAAUUGUCUUUAUCUAAGUACAUACUUGAGAAAGCACUUUAUAAUUAUAGCAUUUAUGAUUCAGAAAGAUUACAUUGGGGCAGCUAGGUGGCGCAGUGAGUAGAACACCAGCCCUGGAGUCAGGAGGACCUGAGUUCAAAUUCGGCCUCAGACACUUGACACACUAGCUGUGUGACCUUGGGCAAGUCACUUAACCCCAACUGCCCUGCCUUCCCCCCACCAAAAAAAGUAAAAAAAAAAAAAACCAGAAAGAUUAGAUUAAGCAAAACCUUUCCCUGCUUUUAUUUAUUCUUAUCUAGAAACCCAAGAAUUAAUCAAUCCAUAGGGCUUUAAAAAAUGGAAAAGGACAAUAAUGUGUGAAUAUGAAGUAAGAUUGAUUUUUUUCCCCUCUCAUCUAGAGUCAUCAGUCCCUUUACUUAGUGCUCCUGGACUUAGGUCAUACUCAAAAUGCUAGGAAAAUAUGACAAAGAUGGCUAAAGCAUGAGGUGCAAACAAAGUCAAAGGCAAAUUGGUCAUGAAGUGAAACCACUUUUGAUAGAAAAGCCAGACUUUGAGAUGCGACGUAGAUUUUUCUUGUUACAGCCCUCUAUGGUUUCAGAUAGAAAUGUUGGCCACGUCCUCUGUGCUAAGAAUCUAAGCCUUGGUGCCGUAGGUGCUAAAUUCAAUUCAGCUGUCCGAGGCACCGUGCUAGCCACUGGAGGCAUGAAGACAAAAGUGAACCAGCUCCUGCCCUCAGGAAGCUGAAGGUGACCUAAGUGGUAAUAUAGAUCCAUAGAUGAGGGAGGGAGCAUUAACAACAUGUCCUUCUGAGUCCAUUUUAUCCCAGGGUCAGUGGAGGUAGGGAAUAGAAAACAGAAGCCUCUCUGCUAAGGCGACGCCUGAUCUGAGUCCCAGAACAAGAGAGGGAUACUUAGUGAUCAAAUGAGAUGGCGUUACAGGUGGAUUGAAUUCUGAGUGUAAAAAAAAAACAUACUGCUUUUUCUUUGUGAAACCUUCAGUGGGCUUUACUCUAUUUCACUGUUUCCAAUGGGGUUCUUCCAAAAGGUAGGGAAAACUGAAUUCACUGCAUGUUCUUUGGUCUUUUAAUAAUUCCUUAAAAGAAAAAAAAAGGUACUAGGUGGUUACAUAUCUGAAAGUUUAAACAGGGCAAGGCCCCCUCCAGGCCUAGCCACACAUUAUUCAAAGGGGCACAUGGACCUUUGGCAACACUGAAGAGCAGGCCCCUACAUCUGGAAUCUGUGGCUUGAAACCUGGAAUUAUACUUGGUGAGACUAAGCUUCAGUGAAUCCAGCCUCAUCCUACAUCCUGAUUGGGCUCCUGAUUCAGUGACAUCUGCCAAAGAACUACCUAAGAAAAGCUGGAUACCCCAACCCCUAGCAGUGGGGUGAAAGAUUAUUGUCACUGAAGUAUAUUCACUUAUUAGCAAUACAUACACUGCACCAUAUGGGGUGUCUCAUGCUUUUGCCUUUUUGGUUUUUAUCUCAGGAAUUAAAAGGAAAAAAUGCCAUUUA